AGCGGCGAUAUCACACGCCUCGAGGUCGACUGCAUCGUCAACGCAGCCAACAGCACCCUCCUGGGUGGCGGCGGUGUGGACGGGGCUAUCCAUCGUGCCGCUGGUCGCGAGCUGCUGGCCGAGUGCCGGACACUCAAGGGAUGUCCUGCAGGGCUGGCCAAGAUCACCAAGGGCUAUCGACUACCGGCCAAGCAUGUGAUCCACACUGUUGGCCCUAUGAACAAGUCCUCUUCGGUCCUCACGAGCUGCUACAAGACAUGUCUGCAGCUGGCCCAGCAGCAUGGGCUGCGAACGAUUGCCUUUCCUUGCAUCGCAACAGGCGUUUACGGAUAUCCCAACCAGGCAGCCGCCCGAGUGGCUCUCAACACCGCACGCAAGUGGCUCGAUGCCCACCCAGACUCGAUCGACCGCAUCAUCUUUUGUCUGUUCCUCGACAUAGACAUCAGCAUCUACAGCCAGCUGUGCGUGGAGUACUUUCCGCCGGCGGAU
Molecule: messenger RNA, 489 nt
Organism: Polychytrium aggregatum
Lineage: Eukaryota; Fungi; Chytridiomycota; Chytridiomycetes; Polychytriales
Exons: 3
Source: RefSeq, a predicted model, not a curated record